AUGGUGGCCAACUUCGAAGCCGUGCUUUUCGGUCUUUUCCUUUUCGUGGCCCAGGCCAUUGCCGUCAAGCCUGGCCACAAAGCCGUCGUCUACUCGGGGAAGUAUACAGGGAGCAAGCUUGCCAAGACUUCCCGUACACAAGACCUCAAGGAGAUGCCAAAACACAAGGCCAACCAGGUGGUGGCGAACAUGAAGAAAUGGUCCGGCGGCCAGUUCAAGGCCUCUCACGGCCGCAACGGCAAAGUCAUCGUCAGCAACAAGAAACCUGCCAACAGCAAGGGAGCAGCCAGCGGUCAGGUCCAGAAGAUGAAGUCGACUGUCCAGAAGAAUUAUAACCCAAACCGGAACUCCAAGACGGACAAAGUCAAGGUGGGGGUCAGCAAGGCCAAGUCCAAGGUCAAGGGCGCGGUCAACUCCAUCAAGAAGGUCUUUAAGAAGAAGCCUAGAAGUUUGCGCCGCCGCAACCUGAAAAGAAGCAACAACAGGAGACAGUACUAA
Clonostachys solani is the source of this 498-nucleotide messenger RNA. NCBI's taxonomy places the organism in Eukaryota, Fungi, Ascomycota, Sordariomycetes, Hypocreales, Bionectriaceae. The record is from the annotation of a GenBank genome assembly.